CAAACGCGCCCUUUCAUCAAAACCUUCACUUUCACUUCUCAGCUCCAACCAACGUCCCCAUCCAUCCAUCGAUAAUCCAUUUAUAUAAAUUAUACAUUAUAAAUCAAAAAUUAUACACAUAUAUACACAUAUAUACAUGCCUUCUUCCUCCUCCAUUUUCUUCUAAAACAUCAAUGGAUUGCUUGGUUUUGCCUGUUUCAAUUCUGCGAAAGCGCUCACGCUUGGCAUAUCACCCUCUCACACAAGAAGCUGGCUGCUUGGAGGCCGCUCCGCCGGUGACUGUGGUGGUGGGGAAAGAGAAAAGAGAGUUUCUGGUGGACCCUUUUGUGUUAGAAGAAAACCCUUUUAGGGUUUUGAUUGAUACAGUCAUGAAGAAGAAGGAGAAGAAGAAGAACAAUAGUAUUGAAGAAACAAAGAGGGAAAAAAGAGUAAUAUUAGUGGAUGUAGAUGCAAUUUUGUUUGAGCACAUGUUGUGGUUGAUGUAUAACGAUUGUUCUUCUUUGUUUCAGCUUAAUGUCAGAGAGAUUAAUGACUUCUACGCUCAAGAUUAUUAGAUUGUGCUUCUGCGUUUCAUAAAUUUUAUGUAUAACAACUGAUCCAUCAUUGUAAUAACGAUUAAUAUAUAAGUUAAUACAAAUACAAUAGAUUCUUCUCUUAUUUUUUUCAUUACUUCUCAACAUCGAUUAUCU
This is a messenger RNA of Pistacia vera, 689 nucleotides long. Its product is annotated as auxin-responsive protein SAUR77. The transcript has a single exon. The record is from RefSeq and is a predicted model, not a curated record. NCBI's taxonomy places the organism in Eukaryota, Viridiplantae, Streptophyta, Magnoliopsida, Sapindales, Anacardiaceae. The coding region runs from base 174 to 554 and encodes 126 amino acids.